Babesia bovis T2Bo is the source of this 1370-nucleotide messenger RNA. RefSeq lists its product as uncharacterized. Lineage: Eukaryota; Apicomplexa; Aconoidasida; Piroplasmida; Babesiidae. The record is from RefSeq and is a predicted model, not a curated record. The transcript is spliced from 6 exons. Bases 82 to 1329 code for a protein of 415 amino acids.
UAACACAGGAAUUUUUAUGGUAGUAAUAAAUGUGUUGAUGGUUUGACGUAUAGGUCCUCCUUAUUUAAUACAUAAUAAACAAUGACGGGCUCUGAUUCGUCUAAACGCAAAAUAUCAGCUGAUGAAGAUGCUGAUCAAGGUGUAAAGAAGCGUGUUGUUGGUGAUCCUUCUAAUGACGUUGAGGUAUUACUUGGGAAAUCUCGCGUUACUGAUGAUGAAUUUAAGGUUAUUCUUGCCAGGGCCACGGCUGAUCAGCGCCUUCGCUUUAUUCAGCGGCAGAUUGGUCACUACUUGUCUAACGAGAACUUGAGCCGUGACAAUUUUUACCACCAGAAGUUUCAAGAGGGUUCAUCUAAGGAGGGCGUAGAGCACGUGAUGGACCUUAAGUACAUUUUGAGUGCGAAGCGUAUGCUUGACAUUAAGGCUACUGCUGAUGAUGUUAAAUCCGCUCUUGAAUCUCACCCUAUAACUGGUAUAUCGAUUGAGGAGAUAUCUGGCAUUGUAUAUGUCAAGAAGAGUGACGGUUUGCCUCGUUAUGAGGGACGCAAGUUAUUUGAGAAGAAGCGGAAGUUUGGUGAGACAAAUGACACUUACCAUGCUGCUGGUCCAAUUAUAUUUAUUUCCAACAUUCCUUCUAGUGUACAGGAGUGGCAACAGGUUAAGGAUGCAUUACAGGAGAGUAAACAGAUUCGCGUUCGAUUCAUCUCUCCGAUUUCUGACAGUGGUCACUGUUUCGCUUGGGUUUGCAAGUCGCCUGAGGCUUUAGGCAUCGUGAAGGAGUUAUCGCCCGUUAUUGAUGGCAAUACGCUGAGCGUUUCGUUGGUUGACACUGAUGAAAAGUACAAGGAGUUUAUUGCUACCUUGAAGCCUAGCAUUUUAAGUUCACGUAACAAGGACCUUCAGCGCGUCCAUUCUGAGAUUAUGUCAUCUCCUUUGGAUAUAAACGGUUUGAUAUUGCGUAACUUUGGUUGUUUGCGUCCUCUGUUGAACGGUUUGCUAGAAUCUUCUGACAAUGGUACUAAGAUACCGUUGAAAUCCCAGGCUGGUAUAUUGUUACAAUUUGUUCUUGACUUUCAUCCUCGCAAAGCUGAGAAGCUGUGCGUGAGUCAGCGUUCUAUUUGUGGUUUUGAGGUUGCCAUGGGUACUUUUAAGGAAGGUUCCAAGAAGAAGUGUUUUUUGGUGGUUACUCGUGAUAAUUCGAGUGGUCAUGAGUACAAGGAGGACUUUUCCAUUAGCAAGUGCUUGGAGUGUCUUCGAUUAAAGGCGCACACGAUUCCUAAAACGGACAAGCGCGAGUUUAUUAAAUCGCUAUCGGUAUCAAGUCCGUAAUUUUGUUGGUUGACAUUUUGUUUAAUGCUACUGGAGAAUCU